AAAGAUGGCGGCCGCGCCUUUACAUUUCUCAGGAUCCCUGCAAACGACGCAAGAGUGACGUCACGACAUCCGCAGAGCCAGACCCGGAAGUGUUGGUUAUGUUUGCAGGCUGGAGCUCCCCGACCCUGGAUCCUGAUGGCUGUGGAUACAGAAAAAGCAUGCUUUGGCCUUUACUGUGGAAAAACUGUUCUUUACUCAAAUGGGUCGAAUGAAACCUUUGGAGAAUGUGGGGCAUGUCCUCGAGGUCAGCGGAGCGACUCGAACAGCAUCUGCCGCCAGUGUAUCGGGUCUCCCGAGCUGUAUGACUGGCUGUAUUUAGGAUUUAUGGCCAUGCUUCCCCUUAUAUUACACUGGUUCUUCAUUGAAUGGUAUUCUGGUAAAAAGAGUUCCAGCGCACUCUUCCAGCACAUCACGGCCUUGUUUGAAUGCACUGUGGCCGCGCUGAUAACAUUACUCGUCAAUGAACCUGUUGGAUAUCUACACAUUCACUCCUGUGGAGUGGAAAAGCUUUCUGACUGGUAUACGAUGCUGUAUAACCCCAGCCCGGACUACGUGAACACUGUGCACUGUACGCAAGAGGCCGUUUAUCCCUUGUACACAGUCGUCUUCAUUUACUAUGCAUUCAGCUUGAUGCUGAUGAUGCUACUCCGACCUCUUUUAAUAAAGAAGAUCGCCUGCGGCUUGGGGAAGUCGGACCGCUUUAAGAGCAUCUAUGCAGCGCUUUAUUUCUUCCCAAUCCUAACCGUGAUACAGGCCGUAGGAGGUGGUUUACUGUAUUAUGCCUUCCCAUACAUCAUUCUGGUGUUAUCGCUGAUAACGCUGGCAGUGUAUAUGUCUGCAUCAGAGAUCGAGACUUUUAAGGAUCUUCUGGUGAGGAAGAAACGUCUGGUUGUUCUCGUUAGUCACUGGCUAGUUCAUGCCUAUGGGAUUAUCUCCAUUUCUAGAAUGGAUAAACUAGAACGAGACUUGCCUCUCCUAGCAUUGGUUCCGGGGCCUACACUCUUCUACUUGCUUACUGCCAAAUUUACAGACCCAUCACGGAUACGUCUGGAAGAAGGUAGUGGACAUUAACUUGGGGGGUCAUCUUGGCAGAAUGAACUGAACUGAGAAAGCCAUGAGCUUCAGGUGGAUGGCGGUAUUUCCUGGACACGUGCAAAGGCAGUACGACGGAGACAGCCAUUUUGUCAGCUACUAUUUAUCUAAACAUAACUUAUGAUUACCAAGGAGCCAAUGGCAAUAAAUUUUACCCGUUAGCUUCACAGGAUGGAGAAUUUAUUUUGCGCACAGUUUUUUUUUUUGCAUUGCUUACUAUCAGUUCAAAUCCAAUGAAGGGCCACAUUCUCAUUGACAGGACUGGCUGCUUCCAAUAUGUGCAGACGUUAUAAAGACCUUUUCCUUCACCUUGAAGCUUUAGUCCUAUAAACCGCGAAACCUCCCAUCCUCCAACAAAGCUGCACCCCAGUAUCAUAGUGAAGGCACCUAAAGUAUUAAUGAGGACAAGGUACUGCCUAGUAACGCAUGCUGGGACUUCACUGUGGAUUAGAGGACUCUGUUUAGUAAAAUGUAGAUGUCUAAUAAACUCCUGCAGCGCUGUCAAGUAGAGGAGCGAAGGAAAUAAAAUAACCUCAUAAACACGCAGCCUUCUCCGGGAGCGAUGAACGGAGGCUGUCCCUUCAUAUCGUGUCUUCUGACCCUUUGUAAAUGGAUUCUAUUUAUUUUUCAAUUGUUUUGUGGGGAUAUGUAUGAAGGCAAGUAAAUGGGAUUUUAUUUGUCUUUUUUUUUUUUUUAUACAUGAAUUUCUGUAAUAUACAGUUUUAUUUGAUGUCCUUUAAAAAAUAAAACCUGCUUCAAGGAA
Bufo bufo (common toad) is the source of this 1855-nucleotide messenger RNA. RefSeq names its product JNK1/MAPK8 associated membrane protein (gene JKAMP). The record is from RefSeq and is a predicted model, not a curated record. Gene Ontology annotation, cellular component: membrane. Gene Ontology annotation, molecular function: ubiquitin protein ligase binding. Gene Ontology annotation, biological process: response to unfolded protein. NCBI's taxonomy places the organism in Eukaryota, Metazoa, Chordata, Amphibia, Anura, Bufonidae. The transcript is spliced from 7 exons. Bases 136 to 1071 code for a protein of 311 amino acids.